Molecule: messenger RNA, 3840 nt
Organism: Austrofundulus limnaeus
Lineage: Eukaryota; Metazoa; Chordata; Actinopteri; Cyprinodontiformes; Rivulidae
Product: receptor activity-modifying protein 3
Exons: 4
Coding region: 537-971 (144 amino acids)
Biological process (GO): receptor internalization; G protein-coupled receptor signaling pathway; intracellular protein transport
Cellular component (GO): signaling receptor complex; cell surface; membrane
Molecular function (GO): coreceptor activity
Source: RefSeq, a predicted model, not a curated record
CAGAUUCAAAUUUUGUUAACGGGCAGAACACAGAACACCUGUGUUCUGCAUUUACUUUUGUUUCACUUUAAAACGUCCUGCACGGCUUUUACGGUAAUGUCAAAAUGGUCGUCUAGACCCGCCUCUUUUGAUUGACACCUCAUUUGACCAACCGAGUUCAUCUACAGAGCCCAAAAUGUGUGACAAAGCUCCUCAUGUCCCGCCCACAGCACAUGUGCUGGAUUGACUGUAGAAUCGGCCAAUCAGCUCUGAGCUUCAUUCUCACCUCACAGCUGUAGCCAAUCACCUUACCUUUUAUUUGAAAAAUAGUUUUGGGGGGUGGGAAACAAGAUUUGUGAUGUGUUAUCCACUUUCUCCCCCUAGUGGUGAGAACGGACAUAGAAAACAUGGGUUUUAAAGCAGUUUUUGGACAGUUAGCUGACUAAACAGGCUGUUAAAGAGGAAAUAUAUUUUUUAUGAAGUCAUCUGAGAGCUUCAAGACAAGGAAGAGGGAUUUUUGAUGCCAGGAAAAGUGCUAAAAGGAACUUAGUGCCUGGAUGAUGAGCAAGUCCUCAGCCACUGACAGUUUCAACUUGGAGCCCACUUUCCCUUCCCAAAGGAGGAUCUGUAAUGAGUCCCGCCUACAGUGGGAGGUGGAGGUCUGUGGAGAAAACUUCACACGGGACAUGGCUCACAUCGACUCACAGUACUGGUGCAACCUCACACACAUCAUCAGAGAGUACCACCUCUUCACCUCCUGCACGGAGGAAAAGUCCCUCGUCGUCAACUGCUACUGGCCCAACCCGCUGGUGGAGGGCUACAUGAUCCGCGUACACAAGCACUUUUUCUCCAACUGCACCGUGGAGCAGGUGGUGUGGCUCGACCCGCCGGACGACACGCUCACCGUGCUCAUCCUCAUCCCCGUUUUCCUCACCUUGGCCAUGAUCGCGCUGGUGGUCUGGUGCAGCAAGAGGAGCGAUCUACUGGCCUAGGACAUGAAAACGGGUAGAAAGAAAGACCAGACUCGAGGAUCAGAUCCCUUCUUUCAGUCCUAACAGUCCACAGCAAAGUCCAGAGCACUUUUUAUUUUGGUCGAAUUAUCCCGAGUGGCACACUGAACCCCCAGCACCAGUUUUGAUAAGAAUUGUAAAUGUUAUUUUAUUGUUUUACCGACAUUGAAUAUUUUUACUGUUAAUGUGGUAAUUUAUAAAAGAUCUUAGGAAAAACAUGAAACAAUGAUACAAGUCUUGUGUCUGCAUGCAGCUAAAGAGAGAGUUCACAUCUUUUGAAGUGUGGUUCUGUGAAAAGGACAUGAACAAUUAAUGAGAGAGCUCUUUGAAGGAGCUCAGUUUGGAGAGACUAAACAGUUAAUCUGAGAGGGGAACACUGCCAUCAAAAACAGCCUAACAGUUCAAACAAUCGUUAUUUUUUAAACCUCUUCAAAGCCUUCAUUUUCACAUUUACACCAGCAAACGUUAUGAAGUUCUUCCUUGAUAGUUUACAUAAAAAGGUCAAUAAUUGCAUUAUUACAUUAGUGUAUUUAGUGKUUAGCACUGUUGCCUCACAGCAAGAAGGUCCAGGGUUCAAGCCCCAGAUUGAGUGGAGUUUGCAUGUUCUCCUUGUGUUCACGUGAGUCUCUCCGGAGACUCCGGUUUUCUCCCACAGUCCAAAAACAUGCCUUUAGCCCCAAGCCUCCAUURAAAAAAGAUAAUUACCUGGUUAAAUACCCAUAUUUUUAAACGGUACCCAAUAGGUUGCACUGAAAGUAGUAUGCUUGCUGCUAACCAUUAAAUUUCAUGUAAAGAACCAUUUAAUGCAAAACCAAUGCCAUGGUGAAGGGUUAUAAAACAGUAUUUACACAGACUAUGAUUAAAUUCAUUAGAUUGAAGUUGUUUUAACCCCCUUGCUGCCCAGACCUAUKUUCCAUGGUACUUUAUUCCCCAUUACCUAUGUUCCCCAAAAGCUAAGCUCCCUAUGAUCUAAUUUGACAUCCUUUAUUGAUGUUUAUGGUCAAAGAUUUUCUAUGUGACCAAUGUGGGCGCAACUCCUUCAUUGGUACAGCACCUGGCAUUCCCAGGUGGUCUCUCAUCCAAGUACUAAUAGUAUCCAAGACCCUGCUUAGGUUCCAAGAUCAGAUGAGAUUUGGCGUGUUCAGUGUGGUAUGGCCGCUCUGUCUCUCAACAUACAUGUUCCUUGGUACAUAUAUUUCCUUGUGUCUAUGUUCCUCCAUACCUAUGCUCUCUGAUACCUAGGUUUCCCAGUACUUAUGUUCCCUGGUACCUAUCUUCCGACGUUAAUAAAGUCAUGCAGAUGCUUGGGCCCUACUUCAAAUGUCUUUUAAAGUAAAGAAAUAACUAACAAAUCUAAAUUACAGGCAUUGUGCCAGGGAUCUGGGGGAACAUAGGAUGGGUGUACCAGGGAUAACCUGGGCAUUUGGUGAACAUAGGUACUAGGAAACAUUGGAAUGGCCCCCUUACUGCCUUUGGGUUAAAAUGACUCACAAGGCUUCAGUUUUUAAAUGGACCUCGUAGGUCGUUUUAACCCAAGGGUARCAGGAGGGUUAAGACGGCAACAAUCUACGCUGAACUUGCCUUCAACCACUUUUCCAAACCGAGAUUGUUCAAAGAGCCGUCGAUAACGUUGAGAUUUUUGUUCAUAGCCCUUGCAUACUUCAAAAGAUUUAAACUAAAACAGUUGGCUUUAAUCAAAAGUUUUAAACAGUAAUGUUGUACUGUAAUAUUUACAGCCACUGCGUUGAACCUUUUUGUCAUGAGUGCUGGGAUAGAAAUUAAAAUUUGCAAACCCUUUACAUGAUAGAAUUGGGUUAGAAGGAGUUUUCUGGAAUUKUAGUUGGAAAAAUAUUUAUUUGGAAUGAACAAAACAAACUCAGUUGUGGUAAUAUAUUGUCGAGAAGAGCCAACACAUUGUGUUCAGACUUUAUGCUAAGCCAACCGGUAGCUUUUGGAGUAGCAUCAUUGGCGCUUCUAACUCGGAUACUUUCUAAAAUGRCGCAGCCUCCCAUCAAAGUUGCCAGGGAUUGUUGGGGGUUUGUUUGCCUCGGUUGGAUGSUUCUGCAAUGCAUUCCUUGAAAUCUCUUGGACCCAGACUUACUGACCUCUGAGAUUCUCAUCAGAGCAAUGAAUCAGCGCAAGACCAAAGCAUCCACAAAGUCAGCCACCGACCUCCUGACUGGUGGGAAAUAAGAGUCGCAGAGGAAGCCACUGGUAAAUGUUUUUUUGUCGUGCUGAACGAUCUCCUGGACGGAAGCCAGAUUUUAACUUUUGUACAGUUWCGGGGAAUGUGAUGUUUAGUUUCCGUGAAAGGACACUCACCACUGGAAGGAAUACAUCUUCCAAAGUCAAAGCAAUGCUAUGAUUUGUAUAUUUUGGAACUUGGAACUUCCAGUGUUUAAUACCUGAGCCCCAUACAUCUCUUUUGUAGUGUAAAAUAACAGAAUUACUCAUAAAGAUGGGUUCUCAGUGAAUGGCAGAAACGUUAAAUUAUGACACUGAGACCUCAUACUGUAUAGUCAUGCUCUGUCUGUGCUGUCUACUGUAUUCAUGUUGCCUCUCCAGUGUUACUUAACGACAUUAAACUCAAGCUGGGAAUGCCGCAGGACUUCCUCAUUGCUAACAAGGAUUUUCACGUCGAUGACGCCGCAUUACUGUUGAGUUUCUCACAUGCAACAUGUUCAGUCAGAGGUUAAACUAGACAAGAUGUGCACUGCGUUCAAAGCUUUGUUUUAUUUAUGUAGAAUAGAUGUAACAAAGGAGCAGAAGCUGCUUCAUUUUUUUUACCGCAUAUUGGGUCAGAACAAAUCUAAAUUCCUGCAGAUGUGUCUCAAUAAAAAAGUAAAGCUGA